GGGUUUGGUAACUCUAAUCAGAUAUAUAUUAUGGAAAAAACUAAUGAAAAAAACUGUAAUUUUCCCACAUAUCGUCUUCAUUACUCAAUGUUUUUCACUGCCACGUAAAACUUUCUAGGUUGAGUGUUUUCUGUCAUUUUUUUAGCACCCAGCUUAAGAUUUCUCAGUUCUUAACUUUAUUGAUUUCAUUCUUUUAUAUAUACCAUCAAAAUAUUAGCCAAUAGAUUUAAAUCAUCUUUUUUGGUGUUAUUUAACAAAAAAAAGAUUAUGUAUUUAAGUAUAAUUAUACAGAUAGGGUUGCCAUGCUUUUGAAUGUGUGCCUCAAGUAACAGCUGUGAAGGCCGUUUCUUCCCUUUUGCUUUAGUAGUCAAGACCUCCAAAACGAAGGUGUGGGAGGCCUUAAGCUUUAGAGAUGAAAGAACAAAGAAAAAAGCCAAUUGGCCGGGUAGUUUUUUUUUUUUUACCUUUCUAUCUUUGUUUCUCUUUCUCUGUCUCUCUCUUAAACCGCCUAGCUACAUGUGCUACUUAAAUUUGCAAAGGCUUAAAGGCUAGGAAGGGCAGCUUUUCCUUUUUUUCUCACUUGGGCUUCAGUUAAAGUAAGCUCAGAGAGGGAAUUCUGGUGUUUUCUAAAUGGUAAAAGCAGGUUUAUAGAUCAAUCCCUGUGACAGUUUCCUCUUUUCCUCUCUCUCUUGAUUCUUCUUCUUCUGCUGUUUUCUUUCUUAUGAACCACUACUUCAAUUUUUCCUUGUGGGAAAAUAAAAAUAUCUUCUUUUGGAGCAUAUUUCUCAUCUGGGACUUGCCUAAAUUUCUUGUUUUUGGAUUGGUUUAGGUAAUAGUUUCAUACAGAAUAGCACCUUGUGUUGAUAAGACACAUGAGUAUUUAUAUAGGAAUAUAGAUAUGAAAAUUGAAAGCUGUCUCUUUUUUUUUUUUUUUGGGUUCUUUUUUCCCGUUUUCUGAGUUAAUUUAGAGGUUUUGAUAUGUUCUUCUUCCUCCUCCUCUUUGAUGUCUUCUUUUAGUGUGGAUAAAUAAGCUCUGAAGUUACAAAAAUCACAUAUUUUCAAUCAUUUAUUCAUUUAGUAACUAUGUAUCUUUUUUGUCAAAACCAUCAGUUUAUUUCCUUUUUUUUUCUAGUUUAAGGAAUAUCAGAUCACAAACAGGCUUAUAUAUGGUUAAUGGUUUUUGUUAUAUAGAGAAGCUAACUGGGAUAUGAGUAGUUGGCUGCUAUAUAAAGUUGGUUAUUUCAUAGAAGAUUUUAAGAGUUUGAGAGAAAGAAGAUAGCUUCUGCCGCACCGAAAAAAAAAGGAAAGGAAGCAAUGAAUCAGAGUAAUCUUGGCUCCGUCAGUAGCUCUGAUCUCAUCGAUGCAAAGCUUGAAGAGCAUCAGCUGUGUGGAUCCAAGCAGUGCCCUGGCUGCGGACACAAGCUUGAAGGAAAGCCGGACUGGUUUGGUCUACCAGCUGGAGUGAAAUUUGAUCCGACAGACCAAGAACUGAUAGAACACCUUGAAGCAAAAGUAGAAGCUAAAGACAUGAAACCUCACCCUUUGAUAGAUGAGUUCAUUCCUACAAUUGAAGGAGAAGAUGGGAUUUGUUAUACCCAUCCUGAGAAACUCCCAGGAGUAACCAGAGAUGGCUUGAGCAGGCAUUUCUUCCACAGACCAUCAAAAGCCUACACAACUGGGACAAGAAAAAGAAGGAAAAUUCAAACCGAAUGUGACUUCCAAGGUGGAGAAACAAGAUGGCACAAAACCGGCAAGACAAGGCCAGUCAUGGUCAAUGGCAAACAAAAAGGGUGCAAGAAAAUCCUAGUUCUCUACACAAAUUUUGGCAAGAAUCGAAAACCGGAGAAGACCAAUUGGGUCAUGCACCAAUAUCAUCUUGGUCAGCAUGAGGAAGAGAAAGAAGGAGAGCUUGUGGUGUCAAAGAUAUUUUAUCAGACUCAACCGAGGCAGUGCAACUGGUCUGAUCGAAGCGCAACAGUUGUUGAAGGUAGCAAUGAGCCGAAUAGAGGAAGAGAUUGUGGCAGUGGAAGUUGUUCUUCGAAGGAAGUAAUCCCUCUCAGAGAUGAAGUAUCUGGAGCUGGGGUUGCUACUGCUUUAUCAAGUUAUGCCGUUGCCAUGGAUAUGCAACAGUUAAAAUCGGAUGAUUUCAGUUUCACCCCAUUCAGGAAAAGCUUCGACGAGGUGGGGAUAGGAGAAGCUUCAGCAGCAAGCGAAGCCCCAGCACAAGGCACGUGCGAAGAGUUAUGCGAGCACCCGCAGCCACAUCAUAUGGCCCAUGAUCAUCAUCAUCAUCAGCAGCAACAACAACAACAGCAUCACACACAUCAUCAGAUUGCCACUACGGCCUUCCACAUCAACAGGCCUUCACAUCCCAUCUCCACCAUCAUCUCUCCACCUCCCCUCCACCACACCUCCAUGAUUCUUGAUGAGGACUCCUUCCAUGUCUCCAGAAUAAUGCUUCAAAAUGAAAUUUUCCAGCAACAGCAUCAAGAGCAACAGCAGCAGCAACAUCAUAAACUGGGAGGAAGGUCCGCAUCUGGUUUGGAGGAACUCAUAAUGGGUUGCACAACUGAUAUCAAAGAAGAGUCAUCCAUCACAAACCCACAAGAGGCUGAAUGGUUGAAGUACUCGUCCUUCUGGCCUGACCCUGAUAACCAGGAUCAUCAUGGAUAGGAGCAAAAAAUUUAGACAAACAAACGAAACCUUACAGACAUCAUUAUUAUCAUCAUUAUUAUAGUUCUUGAAGUCUCCGGUGAAGAUCUUUUCAAGAAGAGGCCAAGCAACCAUCUACUAUAGUUUGCUCUUUUUCUUUCUUUUCUAAUGGGGGGUGGGAGGUGGGGGACCUGGUUUAUGACUCUCAAGCUCUCUCAAGUCUCAACUGAAUUAACUGUACAUCUGUCCAUGUCGGAAAGAAAGAGAAAGAACAAAAGGAAAAAGAAGAAAGAAAGAAAGAAAAAAACAAAGAAAAGAAAAGAGAAGAAACCAGGGAAAGGCUGCUCUCUACUGACAAAUAGAAGGAGAACCAAAGACCCAAAGCAAAAUCCGUCCUGCAUGAAAAUCAUCACCGUUAUGAUUACAAUAUCAUCUUUAUGCCUAUCCUAUUCUUAUUAUUUUAUUAUUUCAAGAAUCUUGUAUACUUUCUUUUCAAAGAAAAAUACCAAAGAAUUUGUGCAAAUUGCGACAAUUACUUUGUUAAUUGUGUUGCUUUUAGUCACCUUUUCUAGUAAAAUAUGGAUAUAAGAGGGUUCGCGAUUUUCCUUUAUAUAUAGAAAUGAA
This is a messenger RNA of Durio zibethinus, 3276 nucleotides long. The record is from RefSeq and is a predicted model, not a curated record. NCBI's taxonomy places the organism in Eukaryota, Viridiplantae, Streptophyta, Magnoliopsida, Malvales, Malvaceae.